AUGCUUGGUUACGGGGGCUCCGGCUUUGUCGGUAGCCGACUUAUCCAAAUUCUACAGCAGCAUGGGUGGCAGGUGCGCGCCCUGGCGCGCAGUGAUGAAGCGCUGCGAACUGUUCGCGCACUGGGCGCUGAACCUGUGCGAGGGUCGUUGGAAGACCGAGCUUCCUUGAUCGCUGCUGCACAGGGGUGCAGCGUAGUCUUCCACGUAGCGGCACAUUUCAGGCUAUGGGGCGACUGGGCUGAGUUCGAGCGUUCGAAUGUGCAAGUUGGGUGCGGCAGCAGUCGUAAUGGGGAUCUUGAGCCGAUGUUCGGCGUAAAUGAAGCGUUGCCUCGGCAGGAGCGCGACUGGGCACCCUACAGCGCCUCCAAGGCGCGCAGUGAAACGCUGGUGCUAGCCGCCAAUCGCCCGGGGGUUUUCGAAACCGUGGUUGUACGUCCCCCGAUGAUUUGGGGGCCAAAUAUGCCGACCUUGGAUCACAUGAUCGAGACCGUGAAGGCAGGUCAAUUCCGCUGGGUCGGCGGUGGUUCGCAAGCGAUGUCCACCGCACACGUCGACAACGUCUGUCUAGCGCUCGAACUGGCAGCAGAGAAAGGCCCUGGCGGCGAGGCCUAUUUCGUCAGUGAUGGAAACGACAGCACGCUUAAAAACGUGAUCUCUGGCCUGCUACAGACGCGCGGCAUUGCACCACCGCGUUCCUCCGCUCCGUUGCCAGUGGCCUGGGCGAUGGCCAGCGUAACGGAGUGGGUAUGGCGCACGUUCUCACGUCCGGGUGAACCGCCGAUGACGCGCCAAAUGCUGCGCCUGAUUGGCGCGCCAUUCACGCUGGACAUCGGUAAAGCCCGGCGCGACUUGGGUUAUGUGCCCGUUAUUUCGAGAGAGCAGGGGCUCGAGGCGAUGAGGUCCAGC
Molecule: messenger RNA, 906 nt
Organism: Mesorhabditis spiculigera
Lineage: Eukaryota; Metazoa; Nematoda; Chromadorea; Rhabditida; Rhabditidae
Source: the annotation of a GenBank genome assembly